AACACUGAAGAAGAAAAGGUUGAAAAAGAGGUAAAGGCUGCAACCACGGCGAGAAAAAUGCUUGAUUGAAUUUUCACAUCCAUUGAAAGCAGCGCUUCCACUCUCGCCAAGUUACCGAUACCAGCGCAUCAGAGCUCGCGCGGUUGGAUGAAAAUUUGUGCCAUAGCUACGCCAUUCUUCCCAUCGAUGAAGAAGGAAAAAGUAAUUUGGCCGUUCAAUCGCGUUUUAUAGCCGUGAAAUUCAGCGUAUUAUCAAUUGGGACUAUGUAUCAGAUACCUAUAUAACUAAAUGUGUUAUUGUUUAUGCAAUGAACAAUAAAUGCCGAGAUCAUUUCCAGUGAGCCAGUAUAUUUCCCGUCCAAUCGCAGCGAACAGAGCGGACUCUUGCACUUUCUGCCCGAGGCGAGGAAUCUUUUUCAAUGAAAUAUUUGGAUGUGUCGCCUGAACUUCAUUUGUAAACGUAUGUGAAAAGGACGAGGCGGUGUGUGUCAUUGCAGUGUGUUGAACAGGCCGGGAUACUUAGUUCAUCGCAUUGUUGGGUAUAAAAGCGUGGUGUCACAUGGUUUAAAAGACAUUUCUUUCUUGUGCGCUGGUGUGUGGCGGCUUAAACAAAAAUGUGGUGCACACCUCAAAAUGUGUGACAAAAUUUAGACGUAUAGAUUUCACUCUGGGAUAUACUUGUAUUUGUUGUUAGGUUUUCUUUUUAUUUCUUAAAUUUCACGUGUGUUGUCAAUGAACAAAAUAUGGAGGCUCCACCAUGGAUGUUUAUUUUUUCCGUGCUGAUGUCCAUCACGGCAGUGUUCACCUGCACAUUUCCAAAGGAAUGGCAUGGGACGUGGUAUCAGAACAUUUUUGGAGAGCUAUCCAUAUCAGAAACCGAAAUUUCCAGAAAGGGUGUUUGCAUAGAGAAUGUAGGAAAUAAAUACAUUGUUUCAAACAGGGAACAAGAGUGCUACAGGUGUCUUGUAAUAAAUCCUUGGCAUCAGAACGUAAUUCAGUAUAAAGAAAGCUACUGUCAAAGAGAGAAGUCAUUAGAAAUAGCGUGCCGUAGUAUUAACGGAGACUAUCCUCUCCAUACCAUAGUCAAAGUGCCUGGAAGUCCCGUAACAUGUCCAUUCCAGGGAAGAUAUUCCUUUUCAUAUACAUACAACGGAAAGGGGUCCUGCAGCACUCCUCAAUCAGAAAUUCACGCAUGCGCUGAUGAAUCCAAAUUUAAAUUCCUUUACAAAGAAUGCCCAGGCAUACCAGAUACCAAAGAAAGGGAGGUUUAUUUCCAAUGUUUGGCCACUUGGGAGAACGGAGAGAAAUAUUUGUAUGGCAGAUUCAGCGGCUCCGAUAUUUCAGACAGAGUCGAAAUGUACCGAUGUUUUAUGCACAGCCUGUUUGGGUAUGGAGGAGACAUGUCCAUGUCGGCGGAUGCAUCUUGUCAGGGUCUACAAAGCCCCACAGUAGGAACAUCAACAAUGACAUUAGACCGCUACCCAACUCCUGUGAUGCAAUGCAGAUUUCCCAGCAUAUUUGACUUUAAAAAAGUCUGGAGGGACCUAUCGGGCCGAACUCAGUUAGUUGUAGAUGAUCAGAUGCAGGUGAUGAGAAUAAAAGACACAUACCCAAGCUUCUCUCUGAAUGCAGACGAAAGCGGGAGUCACCAGGUCAAACUUGUUAUGCGGUGUAGAACGUCACAUAGUGGAAUCGGGGGUGUUCAGAAGUUCGUUGUACACACUACGACUAGCGAAUGUGAGUCAAACUACAGAUGCGUACAAAUAAAGCAGAGGGAUGUCGAUGGCAAAGUACUAGAGAUGGAGCUCGGACAACCUUUAAAUGAUGAGUUCACAGCUUGUGAUGACAGAACAUUCACGACAGGAGAAAAGCGAAUAUUGAUUGCUGAUGACGUAAAGCCAAGGAAUUGCCCAGUGCAAGGUGUGGGUAGUUUUGGUUUCACUGACAAAACCUCAGACUGCACUGGUGAAUUUAUUAUCGGGUGUAGUUUGCCCCAAGAAAUCGUCAUUAAGAAAAAGUGUCCAAUCAACCUUCAAUCAGUGAAGAUAUGGAGAUGCCUGUCAGACUGGGAGGAGGGUAAUGCACACUACGUCAUAGUACAGUCUCCAAAACUCUUCAAACCUGCCAAAUGUCUGUCCUUUACAGUGACCGACAAUGGCAUUGAGGUACAAGAGGAUGAAUUUUGUAUGAGGAGAACAACAGUCAGUAGGUCGUCCAUCAAUUACUUGUUGUUUCAACCGAGAGCACAUUGCAAUCCGAAUACACAUUCAUCCAUCACAGAGAGUCCGAGUGGUAUGACUUCAGAUCGCUCGAAAACUUUUCCCAACAGAACAGGAACUAAUAGUAUUCAAGGGUCGAAGGGCGUUAUAGAUGCCGAAAACUCCAGCAGAAGACUUUUUAUGUCGUCUGUUAUUUUGUUUCUAUCUCUUGUGACAAUUUAUUUUCUGAUUAGGUGAUAACUGGAAAGAACAUCCCUGAUAUCUGAAAUUGCCUCCUGCUCAAGUGCUAAAACUAGUUGUGAUGUCAUUCCUUUGCCAAUUACGUGAUACAAAGUAUCGGACCAAUCUUGUCAUUUUUUUCUCUAUCUUCAUGUUGGUUCCAAGCCAAAAACAUUACGAGGGAAUGCAUGUAGAACAACAAUUUCUGAGUACUUGAUGACAACAUCUUAAAACAAAUCUGCAGAUUUUUCAGAAAUUAUUUUCUGGAACACAAAUUCCAGAAGUGCGUGUGAAGGAAAGGUUGAUCAAGAUAUGAAAAACUUGCCGCAUCACCUUGCCAAUAGUGCUACCGGUUCAAGGCCGGAAGUGAAAUCCUUGGAACAUAUUCUAGUGUCCAUGGGGAAAAUCUAAACUAUUGUGAUAUAUUUAUAUUUUCGUGCUUUUAGUCCCAUUCAUAAUGGUACUAAGACACGGUGCUAAAUUUAUAUUUGUUGGAUCUCAUUAUUAACCAUAUGAUAUUGAUCUGUAAUUUUCACUUCAUAUGAAAGCUCUGCUUUUGUCAUUCCUACCAUGUUUAUGAAACAUUCGCAUGUAUAAGGAUUAGUGAACUAUAUUGCUACACAUAUUAGAUAUAUCCAAUGAAAUUGGUUUUUAAAAUAUCCUCAUAUGAAAUAAUACUCUGCAAUAUCUGAUAGACAAUACUAGACUACACUGCAAAACAACGAUUAAAAAUAAUUUUAACAUUCCCUGCAUGUAUGAAUGGAAUGUGAAUUAUCUUAAUGUAUUUAACAUCCUCAACAUUCCCAUAUUGACAUAAAAAGACAUUGACAUUAAAAUGGAUUUGUGUGCAAUAGAAAUACAGUACGUAUAAUGUGCGUUAUACUGUAUGUACAUAGGUACAACUGAUGUUGACAAGUUGUGAACCUCUAUAAAGUGCAUAAUAUUUGAAUACUUCCCUAUAUUAUAUGCUGCAAUUACAUUCAUGUUAUGUAUUUUUUGCAACGAAUAAUCUUUAGUUGUUUUUGUUCGCUCUGGUUUGUGCAAGACGAAUGAAAGAAAUGAAAUGAUCGUUAAAUAUUUGAAUUGUUAUUCAUGUGUGUAUAUGUAUAUAUUUCAUUCUUUAUCAAAUUUGCUUACAAUUUAAAUGAUAUCCUUACUGAAUGAUCCAAAGUUGUAAUUCUCCGAUCAAUAUUACAUAUAUAUAUGGUUAUUGAACUGACUUUGGUGAGUAUUGGCCGAGUUGGGUUUAUGGAUUUGUGAUUUUAUUUAUGGAUUUGUGAGCAAAUUUUUAACACUCAACAAUGACUAAUAUUUACCAAUAAAAGUUUAAUGACUCCUUUAUUAUGUAGUUACACUAUAAGUCAGUUGUUUUAUGAUGAUUAUUUAUUAAUUUUCUUGUUCUGGAACAUCAUUGGCACUGAUAAAUCAGUUACACAUAAUUCCAACAUUCAUUCAACUGCAUCGAUCAAUGCUAGUGAAAUUUUUCAGAUUAUGAAUCAUAAUAUUUGCUGCUCCUUAACUGUAUAUCAAAUUCAAAAUAUUACUAAAAUUAAUUGAUAUUUGAUAGGUAUUGAAACCUGCUACCAGAGCUUGCUGAUCUUUGUUUACAGCUAGAUUGCAAUAACGUUAACUUAUACCCGGAACGUUUCUGUGCGGAUCCCAAUAUUUCUUGGGAAAUUGGCAUUCAAUAAUAGCUCAGAUAUUGCAUGCUAAAAUUCUCUAGAAUUUCGGAACAUUUUACCACAUAAAAAUUAGUACAUGUAUUGUACAUAUAAUAUCUAUAUCAAUAUUUGUUUCUCUCCAAUCAAUUACGACACAAAGAAGACUGCGGUAUUAAAAUUUUUGAUCAAUUUGGUCGUUUUUCAAAAGAAUUUUCAAUCAGUGCCAACAAUAUGAAUGAAUACAUUGGAUUAAUGUUGUAUUCUGUUUUGAUGAGGUACACAAAACGUCAUUACUUUCAUUUCUGUUGUUGAAAUAGAGAACAUGAAAUUUGAAAGGAAUGAGAAAUUGAUAUCUUGUAAAAUUGUACAUUAUUAAACAUGAUAAUUAAGAAGAA
Ostrea edulis (European flat oyster) is the source of this 4493-nucleotide messenger RNA. RefSeq lists its product as uncharacterized. NCBI's taxonomy places the organism in Eukaryota, Metazoa, Mollusca, Bivalvia, Ostreida, Ostreidae. The record is from RefSeq and is a predicted model, not a curated record. The transcript is spliced from 14 exons. The coding region runs from base 743 to 2455 and encodes 570 amino acids.